This is a messenger RNA of Porites evermanni, 8366 nucleotides long. Lineage: Eukaryota; Metazoa; Cnidaria; Anthozoa; Scleractinia; Poritidae. The record is from the annotation of a GenBank genome assembly.
AUGAACGCUGAAGAUGACCACUUAUUAAAAACCAAGCUUUUGAAGACAGAUACACAAGUCAGCAGCUCUAUUUCUGAAGUGGCUGAGUGUUCGACGACGUCAAAUGAUAAUCUCAUGGUGACAUUCCCUUCUGCAAAAGAUGCAGAGAAUACAGAGAAAGACGGAUGUUGGGCUUGGGUCGUCUGCGGAGCUGCGUUUUGUGAUUUGUUCAUAGUUUUGGGAAUGCACUAUACAGUUGGUGUUCUGUACGCUGCCUUGCUCGACCAUUUCAAGGAAUCAAAAUCUAAAACAGGUACGUGGACUCGAUCUAGCGUGUAUAAUUUCCAUAUAAUAAUCUUCCGGUCAAAUGUCCCAUCACCUAAGACCUCUAAAAAAACGAAGAGGGACAACGAUUGGAGCGAUAAGAAAGCCGGGAGUGAGUCACGCCAGAGUAGUCGUCAGAAUUAAUGACCUGGAUAUAUUCCUAUUGUCCAAAAAUUUUGAGACGUGUUCCGACUACCGCAUUCCUUAUUAAUUGAAAACUUAUGCAGAGCUCCCUCAUUAUAAUGUUUCAUGCCCGGGGGGGUACUCUCAGAAAAAUUGGGUAGGGGUGUGCGGCCCGCUUCCCAAAACCCUUACCCUAUUUAUGACCAAAAUCUGCGAUUUUCCCUACCCUAUUUAUGACCUAACCAAAAAUUUGAUACCCUAUUUAUGACCUGACCCUUAAAUCAAUACCCUGUUUCAGACCUGCCUUAUAAUUAUUUCCCUAGUUCAGACCAAUGUUAAAGGCAAUGUUUAUCUGCUUUUAUUAGGUAGGUUAUAAUACUGCAAAGUUAAGACUACAGUGCAAAAAUCGUUACCCUAUUUAUGACCAAAAUGGCGGCAAAAUAGCCAAAAUCGAUACCCAAUUUAUGACCAAAACGGCUGAAAAACCCUACCCUUUGGGGCCGCACAUACCUAUAUAGCCCAAUUUAGGGAGUACCCCCCCGGGGUUUCAUGUCCCUUUAAUUCCUAGUUACGGAUACUUUUUAUUUUUAUAUACUUUUCUAUUUUUGUUUUAUAUGGCUAAUCUAAUUCAAAAUUAACAACCAUAAGCAACCAUAACCAACCAUAAUUUAUUUGCCAACUUAAAAAACGUUUACAUGAAUAGAAUAAAUUAAAGAAGAACAGGCAUAAAAACUACCCAGCAUAGCAAAAAGUAGAUGAAUAGCUCAGAGAAGUUACAAUAAUCAGUUUACAUUAUAAAAGGCCGUGACACAUGGAGAAAAAGAGGAAAAUAAAUUAAAUUUGGGAGAAUAGGUGGUUUUCACGUUACGUCAUCAUCGCCAUGCUGUUGGAUGGUAAACAAAAGAUCGCUCAUUAGCUCGCUUUGUUUGUCCACCAGCAUUUGUUCGUUUCACCAUUGUUAUUUGUGUCUCCCGGGAUUGCAUGAAAACCAGCUAUAGAAAAUUUACAGUCUCAAAGAAUCUUGUUCUUUUAUAGCAGAGAUAUUUAAUUUUUACAGAAUUCAAGAACUCAUCAUCUUGCUCAGUUUGAACAUAAUUAUAGCCAUUACCACAUGCAUGCAUUACUCAUAUUUGACAAUUAUUAUUGGAUGAUGCUGAACAUGAUAUGAAGGAUUGUGCAGAUCAGGGAAGGUUGUUAUUCGCCCUAGUCGUCGGAGAUCUGCAUAAUCUUUAAUAUCAUAUGAAAGUCCAAUUCACUUUAACUUCUUUUCACUCUAUUUUUAAAAUGUUAAUUUCAUUAUAUUUUUGUUAAUUGAUUGCUUGUUCCCUCCAGCAGAUGUUCUUAAAAUAGCAGUUGUAAUCUGUCAUAAGUGUUAUUUUUGCUAAUGCAUUUGACAGUAGGUUGGUUAUUUCUUCUUGGCUUAUUGUGUAAAAUCUUCUGCCAUUUUCUCUAGCUCUGUCAAAAACAGCUGAGCUACCACUCCUUUCUGUCAACAUCAAAAUUGAUAUUGGCAAGCAUCUUCCAAAUUUUGUUAAUAAUUUAUUCUAACAGCACAAUAACUGGUUAUGAAGAAUAAGUGGGGGACUACUCAGAACAGGGAUAACAGUUAAUAACAAUCUAAUAAAUGUUAUUUUAUUGUCUCCAAAAAGAAGCUGAAUGUGGAGGUAGCACUUUCCAAAAAUAAGAGGGCAAAUAGUCUCCUUAGAGCUGGAGUCAUGCAAUGCUCCCUGGAACAUUGCGUGACUCCAGCCUGAGACUAGAGAGCACCUGGCCUCAAAAUAAUUUAUCUUGGCCUUGGGGAAGGUGGUGUUCAGGUUGGCUUUAAAAUAAGGCACUGGAUCCCCACCCCUUGGCCUCCCCCCUUGAUCUGCCACAGCCUUGUGCAAGGUUUUAAGGGGGCAAGCAAGGCAUUUUAUGCAUGGGCAACUUAAAAGUGCUAAGUAGACACAAAUAAGAACAUGUUAUGAAGGCUAUAUGAGAAGAGAGAGACACCCAGGGAGCAAUGUUAAUUUCCUGUGAAGUACAAUGUAAGAUAACCCUGGGUUAUCUUAAUCCCACUUUGAACAACCCGGUACUUAAGAGGGAAUGGGGGCUUAAACCUAUAAAAGUCUGGGCCAGAAAGCUGUAAUAUUUUAUUGUCUUGUCACUUAAGCAUGAAAAAAAAUCUUGACUGUAAGUUCCUGACAGAACCUCUUACCUCCCUAGCACAAGGCAGGGUAGUAACCUACUGAGCUUCUGAAAGAGUCACAGGCUAAUUACUAGGUACACAGAUUUGUGAUUUACGUAUUGAAAUUCUAUUCUGCUGAUAUCCGCAAUGCGGAAAGCUUACUUUAUGGUGAUGGAAAAAAGAGCACAAAAAGAUGGCCAGUUUGUAGCCUGUUCCAUGGGUCAAAUAUUGUCAAAUAUUAACAGUAUUGGAGAGUGGCAUUUUGUCUGGUCAUUUCUCUUUGCGCCGUCCUCAAUAGCCUGUGCCGCCCAAAGGGCUCGUGAUUUUGAAGCUCCUGAUUUAGAACGGGGUAUCCAUUUCAGAGGCGUUUCCUGGAACGGGGUAUAAUAUUUCGAACGCACGAAAGCUCCACUUUUGUAAGCAACCAUUUGAAAGUAUUCAAGGACAGAUUGCUUUUAAAAAUACGGUUCAAUGCGUUAACAAGCAAACUGUUGUACUCCUGUCGCACCCUAGAACGGAGUAUAAAAAAUUGGCUUAUUUCUAGAACGGGGUAUCAGUUUUAGGGCGAAUUCUAGAACGGGGUAUAAAAAAUUGGCCCAUUUUUAGAAAGGGGUAUCAAUUUUAGGGGAAAUUUUUUCUAGAACGGGGUGCCAGUUUGGAGUCUCGGGCGGAACAUACCCACCCAAAAAAUAGCCAAGUGCCCCCUCCCUCUCCCCCCCCCCCGGGGAACGGGCUCACCUGUGCAGGUUCGGCAAAGCUGGCGAAGAAGAGUCCUUGGGCGCUGACGGCUCCGCUGCAAUAAAAAUUUUCCCGAACUCGCACAAGUGAACCUGCCCCUGCGUCUGUACUAUUCUAACGCCUGGAACACGCUCGCAAACUUUAAGAUAAUAACCCAUCGUUUUGUUUGCGUGAGAACAAUUUUGCGUGAGACCGUUGAAAAGGAAAGCAUCUUGAUGACGUCGCAUUUACGCUCGGGCCUUUGAGCUGAAAGGUGAUCAGACACGCCUGAUUUGAACUGAAAGAAAUAAAGCUUUCUAUUUGAACGCGCAAUAUCUAAUGUCGAGGUUUCUCACGCGAGCACUUUGUUAAGUGAAGCGCAAACUCAAUCAUAGCUUUGCUAGCAAUUUAGAUUGCAAUUCCUUCCUACACGCUGACCUAACACGUGACCUUAGCUCACAGAACGGCGAAUGGAAAUGCCCCUGUACAUGUGCGCGUAGACUCUUUAAUAGAUCCAAUGAGCCAAAAAAAACUUAAAUGACAAAUUACAAAAAAGUGAGGCAAAAACUAGGUAAUUUAUAUUCCUUGUUCGAUAAAGUAUCGGGGGCACCCAACGUCAAUUUUUGGAAUUAAAUAUCUGUUCGGAAGACGAUUUGAGAUCUAGAAUUUUCGGAACAUUUGUUGUAAAAUUUCUUGCUUGCCUGCCUCUAGUAGGAUUUUCGAACAUCUAAAACUGGUAUAAUUGCCCAUUUUUAACGGAUUCUUACCCUAAAAAGGUCACCUAGAAUUUUCGGGAGCCUUUUUCCUGGCUGAAAUUUCGAAAAGGUAAGGUUUGACCCCUAUAACUUUCGGAUCACUAGACUUUCAGCUAGGAAAUCCGAACAGAUGAAAAAUUUUUAGGGGAAAAAUAUGCCUAUAUCUAAUAUUUAAAUACUAAAAUACGUUCAACGAUGCUAUGUUUGAGUGGUUUUGAACUAUAUUCUGAUUCGUACCGUGAAGCCAACCAUACCACGCGUCACGUGGCUCAGAACGCAUGUUUCCCUGGGCCGUUCUCCAGCAACGGCAGCGUAUUUGUCACUUCGCCGCGUUCUUUCAUUAAAACUUUAUCUCAUAUCUCGCUCAAUUUUUCAAAUGCCAGGAGCUCCCGCAAAUUGUGUUGGCGAAUUUUCAGGAGCUGAAUUCUUGCGACUGUAGCCAAGUUAACGAAGAAAAAGAAAAAUUCGUCGUGUGUGUCAAGGUCUGUUAUUAAACGUCCUCCGUAACCGACGUCGAAUAGAAAGUUCACGUCAUAGUUGCCCAGUUGCAGUGAAUAAAAUACCAAAACCUUUGAUGCACAUGCAGAAUUGUGUUUUUUUUGUUGUCGCCGUCAUAAUGUCUUUAACUCACUCUUUUCGUAGUGAACAAGUCCCUUGGCACAAGACUGACCUGAACGAUUUCCUUUUGUUGCAGCUUGGGUCGGCUCCAUUGCCCAGUUCUGCCUCUUCUUCUUCUGCUAUCCCGGCAGCCUCCUCAGCGAGCGUUUCGGAUGCAGACGAGUGGUCAUAUUCGGAGGACUGUUCACGAGUGUCGGCCUUUUGCUGUCCUCCUUUGCUAACAGUCUAUACGUCAUUUACGUUACACAUGGUGUCAUUGUAGGCUUCGGCACGAGCAUUAGCUACCUUCCAGCUCUGGUUAUGGUGGCUUAUUAUUUCGACAAAAAACGCUCGUUUGCAACAGGAAUCGCGGCCUCUGGGAGCAACUUAGGAGCCCUUGGAUUAGCACCUUUACAGCAAUUAAUCGUAGAUUCUUUUGGUUGGAGAAACUGCUAUCGAUUUCUAAGCGGCUUAGCGUUGAUUAUUAGUAUAUGCGGGUUAUUAUUUAAGCCUCUGGAAGAAAAAAAGACAGCUGAAUACAAUCUUGAGAAGGACUCACAAGUCAUCGAGGAUAAAUCGUCCAAGAAAAAGGCUCCUCGCUUUCCAAGAAAUAACUGGUUUAUUAUAUGGGCUGUAGCGAGCACUGUUGCAACGUUCGGAUAUUUCAUACCUCAUGUUCACUUGGUAAGGUACCAUGCAUGUUAGAGCGAUUUCUGUAUGACCUUGAAAAAUGGUUUCGGUAGGUGUUCGUUAUUUGUUUUAUCAGCCAAUGGAUGAAAAGAUCAAAACAUGGUCUCUUCGUUUUCCCGCCAAAGAAAACCCAAAUAUGGAGAAGGCAUUGUUCGAUUCGUCAAUCGUGUUGCAGUGUGACGUCAAAGCGAAGUAUCGGUUGAUUUCUAGAGAGUUCUCGGGCAACCAAAAGCCACGCGCGUUUGUGUCCAUUCGAUAGCCCAAUCAUAUCCCUCUAUUUCCGUUCGUUUGUUGUUUCUGUUUUGUUCGCGCGUUUUCAUUUCAAGGUCAUACGAAAAUCGCUCUAAGCUACGGUAAAACGUGCAACAAAAACGUGCAACUAAAAGCGAUGUUGCGCGUUUUACCUCCCACGUCCAAACCUGUCUUGCAGCAUAUCAGGUGGUUGUGAGUUGUGUCAAUACUGACUUCUGGUUGGAUAAAAUUACGCGGCAGUCAGCCCGCAACAUGAACUGAUUUUGUAGACCUACUCUCUACGUUCUGCAACAACUUUUCGCAACCUGCAGCAAGCUGAUUUGUUGCAAGAUAGGUUUGAUUCGUGGGUGGUAAAACGCGCAAUAUCGCUAUUUAACUCAUUUGGCAGCAACGUCGACGCAAAACAAGUGGCACGUUCUUGUUGCCCGUUUUACCAUACGUCGAUGUGUGGCAACUGUUUAACUAGUUACAGUCGACGCAAAUGGGGUUGCAGUGGUGGUAGCACUCUCUUCACGCCAAUGAGGCCUAGGUUCGUGUCCCGAGGGUGACGCCUCUUGUCAAUUUACCACAGAGGUUUCCGCUGUCUUCAGUUUAUUCAUGUUUUAAACGUAGACAGGAGGGUUAUAGGCUCAUGAUGAAGGCGAAUUUUCCUAGCGUAUACUGAAUUGUACGUGUAAGAGGGCCGCAACCAAGUUCAAAAGGGAAACUGGAAAAUUUGUUGCCCUAUGUUCAUGUCGUUUAUAAGUUGUCGCAGAUGUAAAUCUUCUCUCCUUCUCGAAAUUGAGGCUGAGCACUGAUACGUUUUUUUCCUUUAGGUCCGUGUUGCAGAAGAGAUGGGUUCUUCACAUCGGGAUGGUUCGCUUCUUCUUUCCUACAUCGGGAUUGGUUCGGGGAUCGGAAAGAUCUUCUUCGGAAAAAUUUCGGACCUUCCGUGGGUAGAUACUUUACGAUUGUACAAUAUUUGCAUGGUUCUUUCUGGACUAUCGCCACUUCUUGCUCUACUGGCAGUUGGAUACAAUAUGCUGGUCAUAUAUGCAGUAGUGUUGGGACUGCUGGACGGUUGUUUUAUCGGACUCAUGUCCAUUGUGACGUUUGAAUGCGCAGAUCGUCACAGAAUAUCGGAAGCCUGGGGUGGAGUUCUUAUGAUUAUGUCAUUCUCUAUGUUAAUCGGCGCCCCAGCGGCAGGUGAGACAAAGUUUGGCUAAAAACUAGGUCAGCCGGAUUAUCCAGUUUAGACUAGUAUUCGAACCUGUUUGUCGAGUUUUCAGGGAGACUAUUUCUUGAGCGGUUUUAUCUAAAUCCCCAUUUAUUCUGUUAAGACCUGUUUUACUUAGGUUUAGCGAAAUGGCAGCGAAAAGGCUGGAUUUAAAAAUAAUUCAAGUAGGCUUCGACCACGUGUACUUUUAUUGUUUUGUCUACAUUCAGCCAUGAAGACGUGUACAUAGAAUGACUAAGCAAUCUAGUUGUAAAUUUUGUGACUGUGGACGAAAUUUAGUCUCUCCCCUUGAUGUUUUCCCUUAGCCUGAGAAAACAACCGACAUUUCGCGACGCAACCACUGGUUUCCCCCGAAAUGACGUCUGAAGAACGGGCGCAGAAAUUCCAUAUUGACGACGCUCUAGCCAGAUAAGGGUAUCGCCUCUGAUUGGUCGUGCCAGGGCGGAAACUUGCUUCAACCAAUCAAAAGCACCACCCAGAUCUAAGUAGUGACACGUCAUCAGACGUCAUUUCGCGAGGAAACCGGUGGUUGUGUUGCGAAGUGUGAACCGUUCUCUCAGUGUACUCUGCGCUAAUGAUCAAGAAAUCUCUCUCGGUUUCUAUUUUUGUAUGCACGCUUGACGAUCUCUAAAAAAAGAGGUCUGUGAACAGAUUAGACGAAAUUCUCAGGUGUUCCAUGGCUAUUCAAAUGCAAAAUUCUGAGCAGUACUUUCCAGUGGUUCUGGCGGUUCUUUUAUGCUGUACUAGGUGGUUCCAACUUAAAGUCUGUGGAUGAAAUCCUACGGUGUGAUCAUUCAAAUGAAAGCUACUGAGCAGUACUUUCCUGUGGUACUGUUUAUUAUGCUGUACUAGGUGGUUCUAACUUUUGAGUCUGUGGAUGAAAUCCUAUGGUGUGGCCAUUCAAAUGAAAGCUACUGAGCAGUACCUUCCUGUGGUACUGUUUAUUAUGCUGUACAAGGUGGUUCUAACUUUUGAGUCUGUGGAUGAAAUCCUAUGGUGACACCAUUCAAAAGAAAGCUACUGAGCAUUACUUUCCUGUGAUACUGUUUAUUAUGCUGUACAAGGUGGUUCUAACUUUUGAGUCUGUGGAUGAAAUCCUAUGGUGUGACCAUUCAAAUGAAAGCUACUGAGCAGUACUUUCCUGUGGUACUGUUUAUUAUGCUGUACUAGGUGGUUCUAACUUUUGAGUGUGUGGAUGAAAUCCUAUGGUGUGACCAUUCAAAUGAAACCUUUUUGGCAAAAAUACUUUAUCAAAGCAUCAAAUUUUCAGUCUAAAAUGAUAUCUGGAGCUUGUUUGGAAUUUUGCCCUCGGCUUAAUUUCUCCGUCUUAUAUUUAUUUCCUACAGGUUGGUUUGGAGAAGUAACCGGAAACUAUCGGAACUUAUUUUUCCUCGCUGGUGCUCCGACGAUUUUAGGCGCGUUUAUCUUUUCAUUGGUUCAUUGUAUCAAGGACCCUGUGAUCGCCAGGCAGCAGAAACGAGCUGUUGUCAUUCCAAACCACGAAAAAGAAAUUAUGCUCGUCUACGAGAGGUUGACGGUUGUGUAA